UUUUUUUCUAAAAAUUUGUUUUUUUUAUUAAUUAAUUAAAAAAAUAUAUAUAUAAACUGUGUUUCCAUUAAAGAAAAUUAAUGAUCAAAAACCCAAUUCAAGAAUUUCAGAGUUGAUGUGAAAGCAGCUGGGGUUUGAGGGGAAUAAAGCCAUUGUCAUUUGUUCUGGCAAGAUGGCGCCGGUGUGUGUGGCUUGCCGUCUGCCCCUGCUUGGUGUUUGUAUUUUUCUACUGUUUCUGAUCAGCAUCACCCAUAAAACAACCUGCCUAUUGGUGUAUGACCGACAGUCACUUCUGGAUUUCCAACAUUUAAUGAACUUUUCGGGUCCACAUCACUCAGGUGGACAGAAAUCUUUACAGCCGUUCCUGGAGGAUAUUCCGGCGUUCCUCCGCCGCCCUUCCUUGUUUCCUCUCUCGCGGAAAAAAACGACACCGUCGCCGCGGUAAAAGAAGUGGCAAAGUCGUGCACCUAAAGGCUUAUUUAUGUCGUUUUGGAUGCACCACGGCAAAGCUUCCUGAGGGUAAAAGUUUCUGCGUUUCACGCCGCUCGCUGGAGCCUCCGAUCAGCUGGCUGACACCUGUCAUCGGCUUCGAGGAGCUGUCAAACACUCGCAGACCCUGCUCGCCCCGCCCGCGCCGCCGAGGGGUAAACCUCGGAAAUCUACGAUCCUUGAGCCGGGAUUUUCGGGGAUCCAGGCGGCCUCGACCCUCAAGAACAACUACGGACACGCUCAGGUUUGCGCUGCUAAACGCGCGGUCCAUUACAAACAAAUCCUUUUAUUUGAAUGACACUUUCACAUCGGAGCGUUUGGAUUUCCUGUGCCUCACGGAAACAUGGCAGCGGGAGAUGGACCACACCCACCUGAACGAGCUGUGCCCCCCGGACUGCUCCGCACUCAGCACCCCUCGCCCAUCUGGACGUGGCGGGGGUGGACUGGCUCUCAUCCACCGGGACCACUUCCCAAGCACCAAACUGAACUCGAACUCUUUUACUUCAUUUGAACUCCAUAUCGUGAAGGUUGGAUUUAACCCUUCUUUUUACUGCAUUAUCAUUUACCGACCUCCUGGUCCUGCCAGAGUCUUUUUGGAUGAGUUUGAGGAGUUUUUGUCUGGUAUUUUAAAGCUUGAUAAAGUGCUUUUAUUGGGAGAUUUUAAUGCCCAUUUUGAGGAUUCUUCUUGUGUUUUUAGUUCAGAAUUAUCAUUUUUAAUGGAGUCCUUUAAUUUUAUUCAGCAUGUAACAGGUCCCACCCAUGUUAAAGGUCAUACUUUGGACCUGGUGUUUUCUCUAGGUCUAGAAAUUCACCAACUUUGUCUGGAAGACAGUCUUGUGAGUGACCACAGCUGGAUCUAUUUUAAUGUGACUUUUCCUCUCUUACCUUCUCCAGCUCCUCUUGUGUCACAGCGCCGUAUUCUAGAUCAGAAUGUUUCUGAUGGUUUUACUGACCUGUUUGACAUUAAUUCCUUUAAGAGCUUUUAUGAUGUUGACUCUUUUAUGAAUUCGUUUAACAGUCAUUGUGAGACCAUUUUAAAUGAGGUCGCUCCUGUCAGAGUGAAAAUUGCCUAUCCCAAAUUGUCUCAUCCAUGGAUGAAUGAAGAAAUCCGCAGCUCCAGAAGGUUGUGUCGCAAAGUGGAGCGUUUAUGGAAAUCAACGAAUUUGGAAGUGCAUAGACUACAUCUUAAAGAUCUGAUCUGUUCCUUGAAUGAAAUGAUAAAGCAGGCCAGAUCUGCCUUCUUUUGCAAACUUAUUUCUUCUAAUAAGAAAACGCCUAAGUUUGUCUUCAGCACUCUAAGCUCUCUCGUUUCACCCAGCGCCUCCAAAUUCCCGAACCUUUCUCUGCCUGACUGUAGCUCAUUUCUUCAGGGUUUCUUAGCUAAGGUUUUGGAUGUUGGAGCAAACAUCCCUCCUUUAGCCAGUGUUCAGCUCUCUCAGAGCCCACACUGUUCACACUUAUGGUCCAGUUUUGCCCCUGUCUCAGUAGAGGACAUUCAUUCUCUGCUGGAAAGGAUCAAACCCUCGUCCUGCCCUCUUGACAUUAUUCCCACCUCUGUCUUUCUAAAAGUGUUCCAGUGUAUAGGUUCCACUGUUGUUGACCUCAUUAACCUUUCUUUGAAAUUAGGAUCUGUCCCUAACUUUCUCAAACACGCUUUGAUAAAUCCUGUUCUUAAAAAGCCUAAUUUAGAUCAGUCAGACC
Messenger RNA from Oryzias melastigma (Indian medaka), 2190 nucleotides. RefSeq lists its product as uncharacterized. The record is from RefSeq and is a predicted model, not a curated record. NCBI's taxonomy places the organism in Eukaryota, Metazoa, Chordata, Actinopteri, Beloniformes, Adrianichthyidae. Gene Ontology annotation, molecular function: catalytic activity.